AAGUCCGGGGGUCUGUGUUACCGAGGCACCGGUCCGGCUUUUUUCCUUCCGCCCUCCGCUGAGUUUUGUUUUCCCCCCAGCAAUGGCAUCCGGCCUGGGGAGGCUGCUGUUGCGGGGGCCUCGCUGCCUCCUGGCCCCGGCCGCCCCCACUCUCGUCCCGCCUGUUCGGGGCGUGAAGAAGGGAUUCCGCGCCGCCUUCCGCUUCCAGAAGGAGUUAGAGCGCUGGCGCCUGCUCCGGUGCCCGCCGCCGCCCGUGCGCCGUUCAGAGAAGCCCAACUGGGAUUACCAUGCUGAAAUAGAAGCGUUUGGACAUCGGUUACAGGAGACCUUUUCCUUAGAUCUUCUCAAAACUGCAUUUGUUAAUAGCUGCUAUAUUAAAAGUGAGGAGGCCAAGCGCCAAAACCUUGGAAUAGAGAAAGAAGCUGUUCUUCUGAAUCUUAAAGAUAAUCAAGAACUCUCUGAACAAGGGACAUCUUUUUCAAAAACUUGCCUCACACAAUGUCUCGAGGAUGCAUACCCAGACUUGCCCACCGAAGGCAUUAAGAGUCUCGUUGACUUUCUCACUGGUGAGGAAGUGGUAUGUCAUGUGGCCAGAAACUUGGCCGUGGAGCAGUUAACACUGAGUGCAGAAUUUCCAGUUCCCCCGCCUGUUUUACAGCAGACUUUCUUCGCAGUAGUUGGAGCCUUGCUGCAGAGCAGUGGCCCUGAGAGGACUGCUCUUUUCAUCAGGGACUUCUUAAUUACUCAGAUGACUGGAAAAGAACUCUUUGAGAUUUGGAAGAUAAUAAAUCCCAUGGGGCUACUGGUAGAAGAACUGAAGAAAAGGAAUAUUUCAGCUCCUGAAUCUAGACUUACCAGGCAGUCUGGAAGCACCACAGCUUUGCCUGUGUUUUUUGUUGGCUUGUACUGUGAUAGAAAGCUGAUUGCGGAGGGACCUGGGGAGACCGUGCUGGCUGCGGAAGAAGAAGCUGCUCGCGUGGCGCUGCGGAAGCUCUACGGGUUCAUGGAGAACCGCCGGCCCUGGGACUAUUCCACACCCGGAGGGAAUUUCAGAGCAGAGAAGCUACCCGGCUACCCGGCCAAGCAUGUGGCAGCCUGAGAUCUGCGAGCCAGGCAGUGAGACACAGGUCAGAGAUGCUCACAGCUGGACAUUGUUCAGAUUGUAAAGAAAUAGGUCUUAUUCCUCAUCACGAGUUCCUAAAAUUAAACAAAUAUUCAUCAGGUCAGUGAUUCUUUUUUUUUUUUUCAUUUUUGUUUUGUCAAAAGUCUUUUUAGAUAUCUUCCAGUAAAUUUUUUCUGAAGUCUUUGAUUUUAUUACUGUAUCUCACAUGUAUAGUUAGGCGUAUUUGAUUCCUUUCCGGCUUCAUCAUAAUUUGGGUAUGUGUUUCAUGCGAACUUUAAUGCCAAUAAAAAAGUCAUUCUCCAAA
Molecule: messenger RNA, 1427 nt
Organism: Neofelis nebulosa (Clouded leopard)
Lineage: Eukaryota; Metazoa; Chordata; Mammalia; Carnivora; Felidae
Gene: MRPL44
Product: mitochondrial ribosomal protein L44
Exons: 4
Coding region: 83-1099 (338 amino acids)
Biological process (GO): rRNA processing; primary miRNA processing; regulation of gene expression
Cellular component (GO): nucleus
Molecular function (GO): ribonuclease III activity; double-stranded RNA binding
Source: RefSeq, a predicted model, not a curated record